This is a messenger RNA of Cyprinus carpio (common carp), 5565 nucleotides long. RefSeq names its product runt-related transcription factor 2-like. The record is from RefSeq and is a predicted model, not a curated record. Lineage: Eukaryota; Metazoa; Chordata; Actinopteri; Cypriniformes; Cyprinidae. Gene Ontology annotation, molecular function: RNA polymerase II cis-regulatory region sequence-specific DNA binding; ATP binding; DNA-binding transcription factor activity, RNA polymerase II-specific. Gene Ontology annotation, biological process: regulation of cell differentiation; regulation of transcription by RNA polymerase II; neuron differentiation. Gene Ontology annotation, cellular component: nucleus.
ACAAACACCUGAGGCGCGCGCUCUGACCGCGUGCCAAACUCCAAACCUGUGAGGCGCGCAAAACAGACGGAUGAAUCACAGCCCCUAAUGUGCUCGUUAAGCUCAUCGAGAGCCAGACGUGAUCCAAGAGCCAACACAGCGACUGUCAUUUCUCAAAGAGCCGAUUAUGCAACUUACGCGGAGACACACCUGGAGCCGAAACGGCAGAGUUAACAAGCACAGGAAUGAGACCGGGACACGGAGAGGCUGAGAAGGACAGAAACGGAGCUGCCGAAAAUCCCAGCCCCUUCCCUUCAGACUGACAGGAGCUGAGGUUGCAUCCCGCUGGAUGUGAGUAGGAAACGCAGGACCACUGACAAGAGGGCUGAACCCUCUCGGCUGCUCUGAUGUCACCGAACACAUGACCCAGCCUCUCCAGUAACAGCCCAUCAGGAGGGGAAAAAAGUGUGUUUUAAAGCUUACACGUUUUUGGAUUGCGAGAAUGUCUCAUUCCCCUCACAAACAACCACAGAACCACAAGUGCGGUGCACAAGAUUUCCCCAGGACGACAGGAGGGAGCCACUGGGGCGUAAAUGGUUAAUCAGAGUGGGUCAACCCCAGUCACAGAGACCCAACAAGUCAUUUAGGACUUCAAGGGUCACCACGACCUCCAGAGGAGGAGAGAGCCGAGGAGAUCUACGUGUGGCUAUGGCAUCUAACAGUCUUUUCAGCUCGGUGACUCCGUGUCAGCAGAACUUUUUCUGGGAUCCGAGCACCAGCCGCAGGUUCAGUCCGCCGUCCAGCAGCCUCCAGCCGGUGGCGGGGAAGAUGAGCGAUGCGCAGCAGGAGCAGAACGCGGCGCUGCCGAGACUCCGACAGCACGACAACCGGACGAUGGUGGAGAUCAUCGCGGACCACCCCGCCGAGCUCGUGCGGACGGACAGCCCCAACUUUCUGUGCUCAGUGCUGCCGUCUCACUGGAGGUGCAACAAAACUCUCCCGGUGGCGUUCAAGGUUGUUGCUCUGGGAGAUGUUCCUGACGGGACGGUGGUGACAGUUAUGGCAGGAAAUGAUGAGAACUACUCGGGAGAGCUGCGAAACGCCUCAGCUGUCAUGAAGAAUCAGGUGGCGCGUUUCAACGACCUGAGAUUUGUUGGCAGGAGUGGAAGAGGAAAGAGCUUCACGCUGACAAUCACAGUAUUCACGAACCCACCGCAAGUGGCUACUUACCACCGAGCCAUAAAGGUCACAGUGGACGGACCGCGGGAGCCGCGAAGACACAGACAGAAACUGGAAGACCCCCCUAAACCGCCGCUGUUCUCCGAGCGCCUGAGCGAGUUAGAGCGUUUGCGCCAGACCACCAUGAGAGUUGCCGUGCAAACCCAGAGUCCCCGGCCGUCUCUCAACGCCACGCCGAACUCCUUCAAUCCGCAGGGGCAAACUCAGAUCUCAGAUCCGCGGCAGGCGCAGUCCUCUCCGCCCUGGUCCUACGAGCAGCCCUACACUCCUUACCUGAGCCAAAUGACGUCUCCCUCCAUCCACUCCACCACCCCGCUGUCCUCCACCCGCGCCACGGGCCUGCCCAGCAUCAGCGACGUGCCAAGACGCCUCUCAGGUACGUCAGAUCUCAGUCCGUUCUCGGCCGACCCACGGCAGUUUGAACGUCAAUUUCCCGGUCUGUCCUCCCUCACAGAUUCCCGUUUCCCCAGUCCCAGAAUGCACUAUCCCGCAACCUUCACAUACACCCCUACGCCGGUCACCUCGGGCAUGUCUCUGGGCAUGUCCAGCACCACCCACUACCACACCUACCUGCCUCCGCCGUACCCCGGAUCCACCCAGAACCAAAGCGGGCCCUUCCAGACCAGCAGCACGCCGUACCUCUACUACGGAGCCUCAUCCGGGUCGUACCAGUUCUCAAUGGUGCCGGGCGGAGAUCGAUCCCCCUCCAGGAUGCUGCCGCCUUGCACUAGCGCAUCCACCGGCAGCACCCUCAUCAACCCCAACCUGCCCAAUCAGACGGACGGAGGCGAUGCGGACGGCAGCCACAGCAGCUCGCCAACCGUUCUCAACUCCAGCGGCAGGAUGGACGAGUCCGUUUGGAGGCCAUAUUGAGACGGUCUGGUCGAACGAGACCUCAAUGCAGCACUGUUAGCCUUAAAGACAAAGAGCGAGAGAGAACUGCAUGAAAGAAUCAUCGGAUUAGAAGCACAAACUCAUUGGUACUCAUUGGUACAAUUUUGAUUGGUUGCAGUGUAUUUUUAUGACUACACUGAUGUUUUUUUUCUAUAAAACUGAUGACCCUUACAGGGAAUGAUUUAUGGCAUUAAGGUGCGAUCAUAUUAGCAAUAUUUAAGUGAAAUUUUGCAAAGCAAUGGUAAAUGUGAACGCACCUUUAAGUCUAAUUUAUCUGACAUUCCACUUCAUCAGUGAUAUAACAUAUAAUGCAAGUCACUGAAUUUAAAGGAAUAGUUCAGCCAAAAAUGAAAAUACAUUCACCUUCAUCUCGUUCCAAACCUGUAUGACUUUCUUUCUUCAAAAAGAGAUGUUUAGCACAAUGCUGAUGCUGCACAGUUAGAUACAACAGAAGUGUACUGUCACUGACAUGCUCCGAAAUCCUGGUGUUUGGGGCUUUUAAAUUCCAAAAAGCACCAACAAAUUGGUCCACGUGACUUGUGAGCUCAUUCAAUAGCUUUGUGUAAAGAACAGACCUAUAUUUAAGAGUAAACGAUGCCAGAACGUUUAUUUUUGGAUGAACUAUCCCUUUACCUGUCCUUGAGUAAACUUUCAUUGCAAUAGGAAUGCAUCCACACUAUUGGCGCAGAAUAUUUUUUUACUAACUCGGUAUAAUUUAGAAUUUCUUAACACUGAAAGCAAUUGUUUUUUUUUAUUUAUGCGUGCUGGAAGUCAACUAUUUGAAACAGUACUGGCUUAUUCCCUCUGAUUAUUUUAAUUUAUGUAUGAAAUGGUAGCAAACAGUACUGAUUCGAGAAGCAAUAUAAGCCAUAUAAACUUUAAAUUAUGCAAUGUGUUUAGAGGGACAAAAUUUAAGGCGUCUGAAUAUUAUUUUUAGGACAUCUAUUAAUAACUUAAUGUAAUAUUUACUCAUUUUGUAAUUUAAAUGUUUUGUUAUUAUUAUUGUUCUUGUAAAGCAACCAAAAAGAAAAUCCAAUCAUACGUAAGCAAUGAAGGAAGGACAUUUCAUUGUGAGACUAUAUCCACAAUUAAACGUUUGUGGAUGUUUCUUAUUUUUCUCAGAAUAAAUUCUCAGUCAGAAACGUUACAUAUUAAGCAUUAAGACAUCCAGAAAUGUUUCAGACUGAGUACAUCUGAGCAAGUAACAUCUAUAACAAAAACGAUCAAUAAAUGUACAAAGAUAUGUUACGAGAGUUGACAUGCUGCACUCUCCACUUGUUUGACUUUGGUAUCCAAUGUUUAUCUAGUUAAUUUAUUUUAGAUUUAUUUUUUAUUUAAUGUUUUUCGGUGACUACAAGAACGACCAAACUCUUGCAGCAGUGGCCUAAACCUUUGCAUCUCCAGAUACAGACAUGAUCAAAUCUCACGCAUGCACUUGCAAUAAUAAAACGACCAGUUUCCUUUUCUCGUGCAGAUAUGAAACCAGUACUAUCGUCAGCCUUCUGUUCUAUAAAUGGAUGGUUAACUGCACUUUGUAGGUUAGUUAAACACUAUGCAAACUGUACUACAACGAUCAAACUCAGAAAUGUCUCUUUGCUGUGUGCUAAUGUUCUUGAGGUACAAUAUAAUCAAGUACUUUGAUAUUACUGGCAUGUUAGACAACAGAAUCUUUGGGCUGCAAGACAUUUAACUGAACGGACAAUCAAACUGAGUAGCCUAAAUUACACAAUGGAUGUUUACCAGAAAAGUUGAUCAUCUCCAUUUCUAGAAUUUAUUUAUUGGUCAGCAAUCCAGAAUGAGUUGGGAUGAAAUUAUCACUGACAAAGAGAACAAUUUUGAAACAAUUAUAUUUGUAAUAAUGCGAUUUUCUUUACACUUUGUAGUUGGCGUCUUUGAAGAAUAUUGUGUAUGCUUUUGGAUUCAACAACAAGUGCUACUUGAUGGAAUCGUUGUCCAAAUGUAAGUUAAUAGGCUGCUGGCAGCGCCCUUCUGAAACAAACGUCACUUGUCUUUUUAUUUCUAUUUUUGUUUAGAACAAAGCACUUCUUUUUUUAAAGGGAUGUAAAACAAAAGAAGCCUAAAUGGCAAAAACAAAAACACAAAUGAAUGUCCGGGUUAUAUUUUACUCAAAAAGUUACAUUUAGCAUGCAGAAAAUAAAUUAUAUAUAUUUUUUCCAAUUCAGAAAAACUACUUUAAUGUGAAAACUCUUAUUCCAAAUUAUAGUGAAACAGUAAUGAUCAUAUAAAUCAUUUUUGAUUAAUGUAAAUAUGCAUUUUAUUCACCUUACAGUAAAUAAUAAUUAUGAAAAAAUAUGAAAAACAAAUACCAAACGUGGUCCUAAACUUCAUGCAAAAUAAAAACUGUGAUGAAAUAUAACCUGAACAAGAUCAGUUUUAAGAAAAAUCACCCAAAAUGAAUUGCAUCUCCAUUUAAAAUCAAAGCUCAUGGCAGAAAAAUCUCAUCUGAGCUUAAAACAAGCCUGUAUGUGUGUCCCACCCACAUUUGUCAUUUCUUCUGUACAGUAUUAAACUCCAUUUCUUUGAGUUCGGUAACAAUAACUACACUUACACUGCUGUUCUUAACUGCCCCACUAUUUGAUCUAGCCUUUUCUUUUACCAUGGUGUCUUCUGGUAGUGAGGAGAGCGUUUAUGUUUACAGAAUGUUUACAAAAAGCUGCAAGCAGGUAACUGCAAAUGUAAAGAACCUCUGCACUGUUAACUUUGUAUGAAUCCGUGUUUAACUGCUUCAAUAUGCCUGAUAAUACAAGAACAACAUUGGUCUGUCUUAAUCAAACAUGUCACAGGGCCAAAUAUUUAUAUGCUUUUGGGCUAUGGACUAUGUUUUUCAUUGACCCUUUAAUAUGUAGUGCCCUUGCAAGAGUCUGUUUUAUGGGUCAAUAGCAGAGAUUCCUUCCAUGAGACUAUUUAUAUUCAUUCUAUACAUUAAAAAAAAGCAAUGAGAUUUCAUUUACAUACAGUAUGUUCUGUCAUUAUCACAGACAUACAGAGAGUUUUGUGCUUCUCCUUAUUUGCAAAUUUCAUUUACAUUGCAAGUGUGCAAGGUCAAAUUAAAACAUGAAGAAAACCAAAUGCUUCCGCGACGUCUUUUGUGCUCCAUUAUUGUCGUUUCUGUACUGUUAACUAAAGUGUUUCGUAUUUGAAACCCUGGAAAUCCUGCUAUGGAAAUAUGCAUCAUUUUGAUUGAACACAAUCCUUUUAUUUUGUAAACAAUGGGAGAACGCAUUAUCUCAUUUGUGUCGAGCAUUACUUCCUUGCACAUACUGUACAGAUGUUUAGUUUCGACAAUCUUUCGUCCUGUUUCAUCCAUAAAGUUUGGGAAACUGUAACCUGUUUGUAUGGGACUAACAAUCCAGUAAAAAAUUGUGAGAUUUUCAAGCAUUUCUGAUGAUUGUAUCAUUUGUCUUUGAAAAUAAAAAUGGCUUUUUGUUAUAA